Messenger RNA from Brassica rapa (field mustard), 1171 nucleotides. RefSeq lists its product as uncharacterized. The record is from RefSeq and is a predicted model, not a curated record. NCBI's taxonomy places the organism in Eukaryota, Viridiplantae, Streptophyta, Magnoliopsida, Brassicales, Brassicaceae.
UCUUCUGAGCUCAACUUAAAAAGACCAACAAAAAAAAAAAACAAAUUGGGAUCGUAAGGGGAAAUUAGGGUUUGACAAUCGACAUGGCUACAAAAUCAAGCGAGGAAUCGUUGAUCGAGACGGAGCCAAUGGAAACUUCCACCGGCGUUGAUACGUCCUUGCUAGGGAAGCGCAAGUUGGAGGAAACAGACGACCAGGAGGAUUCCGACGAAGAGGAAGUCGACGGAGAUGAAGAGGAGGAGGAAGAGGAGGAAGGUAGUGAUUUAUAUUGGGAGAAGGAUAGUUUCGAUGGGCGGGAAUAUCAUCCCUCUGACGACAGCGAGUACUCAGACGAGGAUCUACAGGAAAAAGCACGUUAUUACAAUCGCACGGUCAUCGAAACCAAGGGUUUCUUUGAGUCAUCGGGUAAACUCCCCUUGUACACUUGGUCUGGAAUUGCUGUAGUCUCGCAUCGGGAUCUUGAAACGAAAAUGUAUGGAGGUAUCACGGGUCGUGAGUUCGUCGGGGACAUGGCAUGUGAAUGUGUUGAAAAACACAACCGAAGAAACAAUAAGAAUGUGAAAUUCGAGCAUGUAUUGAGGGCUAAUUUCGACCCAGGAGCGAAGACUAAGUACUACAUCACCUUUGCUGCAAGAGAAUCUGACUCUCCUGAUGCGCCUCUCGUGGAAUAUCAAGCUAAGGUGGUUUGGUCUGCAGGCAUCACUUAUCCCAUCUUUUGCAGACCGGCUCCACCACCUAAUUAAACAGGGUUACAGGGGUAAUGUUGGACUAGAGAAGAGAGAAUCACAUUUUAGUUGAUUAUUAAACAUAGCAUAAUAUAAUAACCUGCUAUGGAUUUCCUCUUAUUUGUGAUGCACAUGUAAUUUCUACACUUGGUUAGAAGAGCAUUUGAUCGUAUAUAGUGGCAAUUGGUACACAAUUCACUUCUGAUUUCUUUUUUUACUGUCAAUGUGGUAGUUAAAAAGAGUAACUGAAGCGAUGGAAGAGAGCAGUUAAAAGAGAUUCAACAAUACUUCUUAUUUAUGUUGUAACUAUUUGCAUAUUUCGUGGAUUUAAAAGUUAUGAAAUUAUAAUAAUCUUUGUUUUUUUAAAAGAAAUUGUAAUAAUCUUUGAUUACUCGUGUAUGUAAUAUUACUAUUAUAAAUAUCAAAAUGUAAUUACGUUUGAUGCA